This is a messenger RNA of Macroventuria anomochaeta, 2146 nucleotides long. RefSeq names its product glycoside hydrolase family 35 protein. The record is from RefSeq and is a predicted model, not a curated record. Gene Ontology annotation, biological process: carbohydrate metabolic process. The transcript has a single exon. NCBI's taxonomy places the organism in Eukaryota, Fungi, Ascomycota, Dothideomycetes, Pleosporales, Didymellaceae. Bases 139 to 1851 code for a protein of 570 amino acids. Gene Ontology annotation, cellular component: cell wall; beta-galactosidase complex; vacuole. Gene Ontology annotation, molecular function: beta-galactosidase activity.
UAGUUUUGGUGGUGAUGUCUCUUCCACUUUGACACUCUUCACGCAGCCUUACUUUCCUCACACUUCAACUUCCCCUUCAUCAAUUCGAGUUGCGAAGUUUCCACUUCAUUAGCGUUUUUUCCAUCCACCGUAAUCAGAAUGAAGGCAGUCGAAAUUCCACACCUUCGCAAGACCAAGACGUCGAGUCAACUCAUCGUCAAUGGCAAGCCCUUUCUCAUGCUCAGCGCCGAGCUGCACAACUCCACACUCAGCUCCGCCAAGUACAUGGCGGACGAUAAGAUAUGGCAGAACAUGAGGGACAUGCAUAUCAAUACACUGCUAGGUUCGAUAUCCUGGGAGCAAGUCGAGCCUGAGGAGGGGAACUUCGAUUUUUCAAACCUCGAUGCCGUCAUCCUGGCAGCUCGCGAGCACAACAUGAAGCUUGUCUUGCUAUGGUUUGGCAGCUUCAAGAACGCACUUUCGACAUAUGUGCCAGCCUGGGUGAAGAAGGACGUCAAACGCUUCCCAAGAGCGCACACAAUCGAGGCGGGGAACAGGAAGCGAACAUUGGAGCUCCUCAGCCCCUUCUCAGAGAACAGCUGGACGGCAGACGCUAAGGCUUUCGCAAAGCUGAUGGGGCAUCUGAAGGAGUUCGAUGGUCAACACAGCACUGUGCUGAUGGUGCAAGUCGAGAACGAGACUGGACUGCUCGGCGACUUCAGAGACCGAUCCAAGGUCGCGGAGAAGAAGUACAGCGAGGCGGUACCGAAGGACCUGCUCGAGCAUUUGCAAACCAAUUAUGCAGACCUGCAUCCUGAAUUUACCAAGCGCUUUCCAGAGAUUAAAACCGCAACCGUUGGCUCGUCCUGGAAGGAUGUCUUCGGCUCAAAGGACGAAGUCAAUGCCGAGGAGAUAUUCAUGGCCGACGCCUUCUCGAAGUAUAUCCACCAUGUUGCGUCGGCGGGCAAGGCCGAAUACUCAAUCCCGCUUUACGUCAAUGUCUGGCUGAACUUUGACAUUCCUGGAGACCUCGAUCUUGCCGAAGUCGAUGUUGUAGUUGGUGGAGGUGCCAAAGCUGGUAUCUACCCCUCCGGUGGUCCUUGCCCUCACACAACGGAUGUAUACAAAUUCAACGCACCCAGUCUCGACUUCAUUUCACCCGAUUUAUACUUUCAUGACUACGAGCAGACCUGCAUCAACUACAGACAUGGGAACCAGCCUCUGUUCAUUCCGGAGCAGAGACGAGACGAGUACGGUAUCAGGCGGGUAUGGCUCGCAUAUGGAACAUACCUUGCACUGGGCUGCUCUCCGUUCGGCAUAGAUUCCCUCUCUGCAGCAGAGUCGCCUGCGACGAAGCACUACCGCCUCAUUCACUCGCUCAGGAACCAGAUCCUCGAAGCACAGGCAGAGCGACCGGAAGACAUGUUUGGCUUCUUCUUCGAUGACUUUGUGGAGGGCCAGAAGAUUGCGGAGAAGCCUUGGACAAAGAUAAUAGCUGGGUAUGAGGUCAUUGUUGAGCGCGCUUUCGUUUUCGGCAAGGCUGGCCCAGGUGCUGGUAUCGUGAUUCACCAGGGUGAUGGCAAGUUCCUGUGUGCUGGUUGGGGUUUUAACCUUUCUUUCAAGAGCACAAACCCCAAGUCGACAUUCACCGGCAUACUGCACGCUGAAGAGAAAGAGGUCAAUGCGGAGACCGGUGAGCUGAGCACGUUGAAGGUCCUGGGUGGUGAUGAGACAAGAAGUGGCGAGUUCCUGAUCAUGCCGAACGAGGAUCCAGACUAUGGUGGUUUCCCGAUCGCUGUAACCAUCCCCGCUCGAACAUGCAUCGCCGAGUGCUGGGCUUACAGUCUGGAGGAAACUGAAGAUGAUUAUUAGGAUUGUUAUUAGAAAUAGGGUGUUGCAGUUGCAGGUCGCAAAUCAAGAUUUUCCAACCUCGCCAGCAACCUGUCCAGAUUUACGCUGGCUUGUAGAGUGCGUCCGUGUGAGCCCGUCCGUAACUCGUCCAGUAGUGCGCUUCCGAUGUCGCGGAUUUUGGGUAUGAUGCUGUAACCAUUUGCAUCGAAAACUUCUGUUGGCAUAUGAUACAGGAUAUCGAGCAGCUCAUCGACCACACGGUGUCUUUCUUCAAUGAUGGCGUGAGGUGUAAUCAAGAGGCCCUCCACUUUAGCGA